AUGGCCGCGUCUGUGGGUCCUCCCAUCAUCAUACCAUUCAUGCUGUUUGGAGGUUUCUUCCUCAACUCAGGAUCUGUACCGCCAUACCUCGGAUGGAUAUCCUAUCUAUCUUGGUUCCGGUACGGCAACGAGGCGCUACUUGUCAACCAAUGGGCUGGUGUAGAGAGCAUCGCCUGCACUCGGGAGAACUUCACCUGUCCGGCAUCAGGAAAAGUUGUUCUGGACACUCUGAGUUUCUCUGAGGAUGACUUCAACAUGGAUGUAGUGAAUAUGGUGCUGCUCUUCAUAGGGUUCCGAUUCCUUGCGUACUUAGCACUCUUGUGGCGCACGCGCAGAGGGAAAUAA
Pieris macdunnoughi is the source of this 345-nucleotide messenger RNA. NCBI's taxonomy places the organism in Eukaryota, Metazoa, Arthropoda, Insecta, Lepidoptera, Pieridae. The record is from the annotation of a GenBank genome assembly.